AUGUCGGUCACAACAAAGCCACAAAAAAAGGAAAGGGUGAAAAAGACGAGAAACAGAAUUCCCACAUCGUGUGAAAUAUGCCGAAAAAGAAAAUUGAAGUGUGACAGGAAGCAUCCGUGUUCGAACUGCGUGAAAUAUCAUAGUGAAGGUUUAUGCAAGUAUGCAAUACAGGAAUCAGCCAACUCUACACCUAAAGCCAAACUCACAAGCGAGAUCUUGAGAUUAAAGCUGAGGAUCAAGAAGCUUGAGCGUAUUAUGGACUUGAAUGAAAUCGACCCCUCCAAAUAUGACGAUAUUUCACUUGUCACUGGGUCAGGCGGCAAAAGUGGAAUUCACAACAUGGAGGAGUUCAACGCAAAUAAUUCUUUGGAUGAGGAUCCACUGAUUUCGUUGACGAACAGGUUUGACCAGCUUGUUAUUAAAGGAAACCGUGUUCUGCACUCCGGAACAACAUCGUUUUUGGCGUUUAUUCGAGGUGAUGUCCAACUUAUGAGACUCUUCAAACCAUACUUUGAUCGCCAUGACAUCGAAUAUGCAGAGUACAAUCGUAGAAUACAGAUGAAGGCUUCUGACUUUCCCGGAACUUGCAUUGAUGAACCUCUAGCAUUUCUAACAGAUGCAGCAAUAAAUGAACCUCGGGCUUGUACAAGCGACAGCUUGGAUACAUCUGCCUCCAAUGCAUUGCAGCUGAAGUAUGCAGCCCACAUUGUUGCAAUAAUGGAGAAAAUCAACAAGAUACUUCCUCCAAUGGCUGUUCUUCGUGAUCUUGUCGAUCACUUCUUCAACAAAGUGUAUUGCAUGAUUCCAUACAUAGAUGAGGACACUUUUAGGCAGGAGCUAACGUAUGUGACCGUUCCAUUGUCAGAUGGGACUUGCAAAUUGGCUUUGGCACACAUGCAAAAUGCAUCAAUUGUAGCUUUGCUUUUGAUAGUUUUGAGGUUUGCAUAUAUAUCGCGGUCUUCCGGAGCGAUUGUCACAUCUAAUAACUCUCCUGCUGUAGGUCCUGAGUUUAUUGGUCUUGCAAAAGACUUGAUGAUGUCACUACCGCGGGAUAAUUCGAUCUUUAAAAAGGUCACUAGGAGAAACAUACAAGUUAUGCUCAUGCUUGUGCUUUAUCACACGUAUUCCCCAGAAUUGAACGAGACUAACCCUGAGUCUGCAAUAAAUCUCACUACUCUAAUUGAAAUGGUGCGUGUAUUUGGUGGAAACCGGGAUCCAACAAACUUCCCUAACGUGUUUAAAGAUGCAAGGCAAAAUAACAUCUACAGAAGAAUGUUCUACGAGAUGUUCUAUCUAGAUGCAUUGAAUUCUUUUACUUUCGGAUGUCCGUUGACGUUUCACGAUGAUGAAUACGACGUGGAGCUUCCAAAACUUCCUAGAAAGGAAACGAAGAUUAUGAGGCAGUUCAGAAAGGGAGAGAAAGUGAACGUUUCAUCGUAUAAUCUUCGUAGGCUGUUUAUUGAGGAUACCAGCAAUAUGUACACAAAAAUGAUUUACGAGGCCACCUUAAUAUUGAGAGAUGGUGUCAAGGCUUUCCAGGAUGUUCAUGCAGGAUCAAAAAGAUCGUGUAUGGAGAAAGUUAUCAAGAGGUUGGAGAAUUUCCUUGAAAAUAAGCAGCCUGCACUAACUGCGAUGAUUCACGGCAGUGACAUUGAAAAGUACUUUGUUGGCUCCAGUGCACUUUUCGGCUUCUUUAAGGUUCCGAUGUUUCGGUGUUAUGAACUCCGUCUCCAUCUUUUGUCUGUCGUCAACACAUUUUACUACCUCUUAUACUUGAAUGAGGCAAACACUAAUGUCAGCGAUUCGAACGAGGAAAAGCACGCUACUCUUCAAAGCAGGUAUGAAGUGAAGUCUACAGAAUCUGCAUUGAUCCUUUUCAAGGAUGCGUUCGACUAUGCAAAAUACUACACGAGCCGAAAAUCCACGAAUACUGCUUCUGCAAAGGACAUGAAGUACGAAAAGUUCAGUGAGGGAUUGGAACCCUUCUUUAUGACAAAGUGCACUGCACUCCAAGAGAGAACCAUCCUGUGGCUAUUUGCAGUUAUUCUCAGAAAUUUGGAUCCCGAGGACCAUAGCAGGAGUUUAAAAGACAUAAUUAGCGACUUUGGAUCCUCAACGGAGACGUUGAUGACACUGGAGUGGUUCAGUCUAGAUAUCGAGUGCAACAGCUGCACGAAUACCAAGUAUAUAUACGUUUUGCUGCACUACUUGAAGGAGUAUUAUUUCUUGUGCAACUCGUUGAAAGAUGAGAUAUUCUCUUGCUGGCGAAACACGUUGCAAGUAAGAUUCUUUAUCAACUAUCUACAUGUGACUGAGGCUGAUAAAUUUAAGCAGCUGGUGGAUCCAGCAGUUGUGUUUUCUGAUUCACAGAAGGUGCCAACAUCAGCCAGUCCGCCAAAGCAGGAUAAUGUAUAUUCUGCAAAUGGAGGGAUGCAAUCAAACUCCUUGGAACAACUGGUGAGCGGCGAUUUGAACGAGUUCUUCGUGAGCGAUAAUCAGCAGAAAGUCGAGGAUCUUCUUUAUCAAGGUAAAACUUCUGAUGCUUUGGAUCAGAUUGUUGCGGAAUCUUCAAAGUACUCAGACCCUUCUCUUGACUUUGGAAUGCUCAAUAGUGUGGUGCUGCAGGAUGAUGACAAUUCGGCAAACAUCGUUUCACACAGCAAAAGUGGUCCGGCUAGUUUUAUUGAUGCUUCUCCUAAUUUCUCAAUGAGUGUAUCCUCAACCUCUGGUUCAUCGGCAAGUCCUGGAACUGUUGAUCCUAGAAUGGUGUCUUCAAGUUUUUCUAGUCAAGGCACUUCUGAUAAGCAAAAGGGGGCAUCUUCAACGAGUUCUUUAACUCCAGGAAACGGACAACCGUAUAUAGUCAACUCGUUUGUUCCAGACUCGGAAUUUAGGUACACCGAUCCAUCGUUGUUGAAAAAUCAGGAAAUAAACUUGGCUGACUUAUUGUCGAAACUUCAGAAUGGCUCUGAUUUUGUAACUCAGGGAAGCUGA
Messenger RNA from Brettanomyces bruxellensis, 2994 nucleotides. RefSeq lists its product as uncharacterized. Gene Ontology annotation, cellular component: nucleus. Bases 1 to 2994 code for a protein of 997 amino acids. Gene Ontology annotation, biological process: DNA-templated transcription; regulation of transcription by RNA polymerase II. The transcript has a single exon. Gene Ontology annotation, molecular function: DNA-binding transcription activator activity, RNA polymerase II-specific; zinc ion binding; RNA polymerase II cis-regulatory region sequence-specific DNA binding. The record is from RefSeq and is a predicted model, not a curated record. Lineage: Eukaryota; Fungi; Ascomycota; Pichiomycetes; Pichiales; Pichiaceae.